GAGUUUAGCCGGCGGGAGCCCGGAGUCCGCUCGGCGCGAGCGCGGGGACGCGGGAGCCGCGCGGGACCCGAGCAGUUUUUCCGAGCAGCCACCAGGCUCAGCCCCAUUCCUGGUCCCGCCGCGCAGCCCAGAGACCUGCUAUGGCCACGUCUAUACUCGGGGAAGAGCCUCGCUUCGGAACGACCCCGUUGGCCAUGCUGGCGGCGACCUGCAACAAGAUUGGCAACACCAGCCCGCUGACCACGCUGCCGGAGUCGAGCGCCUUCGCCAAAGGCGGCUUUCACCCCUGGAAGCGCUCUUCGUCCAGCUGCAACCUCGGCUCCAGCCUCUCGGGCUUCGCCGUGGCCACUGGUGGCCGUGGCUCGGGAGGCCUGGCGGGAGGCUCUGGCGCCGCCAAUAGCGCCUUCUGCCUGGCCUCCACCUCUCCCACGUCGUCCGCCUUCAGCAGCGACUACGGCGGCCUCUUCUCCAACUCGGCGGCUGCCGCGGCGGCGGCGGCCGGGGUGUCCCCGCAGGAGGCGGGCGGCCAGUCGGCCUUCAUCUCCAAGGUGCACACGACGGCGGCCGACGGCCUAUACCCGCGCGUGGGCAUGGCGCACCCGUACGAGUCGUGGUACAAGUCGGGCUUCCACUCGACGCUGGCGGCGGGAGAGGUGACCAACGGCGCGGCGUCGUCGUGGUGGGACGUGCACAGCAGCCCGGGCUCGUGGCUGGAAGUGCAGAACCCCGCUGGGGGGCUCCAGAGCUCGCUGCACUCGGGCGCCCCCCAGGCCUCGCUGCACUCGCAGCUGGGCACCUACAACCCCGACUUCAGCUCGCUCACGCACUCGGCCUUCAGCUCCACGGGCCUCGGCUCCUCGGCCGCCGCCGCCUCGCACCUACUCUCCACCAGCCAGCACCUGCUGGCCCAGGACGGCUUCAAGCCGGUGCUGCCCUCCUAUUCGGACUCAAGCGCCGCUGUGGCAGCCGCUGCCGCUAGCGCCAUGAUCUCGGGCGCCGCGGCCGCGGCCGCCGGGGGGAGCUCGGCGCGCUCUGCCCGCCGCUACUCCGGCCGCGCCACCUGCGACUGCCCCAACUGCCAGGAGGCGGAGCGGCUGGGCCCGGCCGGAGCGAGCCUGCGGCGCAAGGGCCUGCACAGCUGCCACAUCCCGGGCUGCGGCAAGGUGUAUGGCAAGACGUCGCACCUGAAGGCGCACCUGCGCUGGCACACGGGCGAGCGGCCCUUCGUGUGCAACUGGCUCUUCUGCGGCAAGCGCUUCACGCGCUCGGACGAGCUGCAGCGGCACCUGCGGACUCACACCGGCGAGAAGCGCUUCGCCUGUCCUGUGUGCAACAAGCGCUUCAUGCGCAGCGACCACCUGAGCAAACACAUUAAGACGCACAACGGGGGCGGCGGGGGCAAAAAGGGCAGCGACAGUGACACGGACGCCAGCAACUUGGAGACACCCCGUUCCGAGUCCCCUGACCUCAUCCUGCACGACUCCGGCGUCAGUGCCGCCCGGGCGGCGGCAGCGGCGGCGGCUGCAGCGGCAGCGGCGGCGGCGGCUGCAGCGGCGGCCUCGGCGGGAGGCAAGGAAGCAGCGUCUGGCCCCAACGAUUCUUAGAGGCCGGGCGAGAGGCGCGAGUGAGCGAGCGAAUAGAGACACCAAGAACGAACGAGAGAGGUUCGGAGGGCGAGUGAGGGGGGGACCGGAGGGCAGGGGCUCCAGUGACGACCCCGGGCCGGGACUGGGCGCGAGGCAAGUCGGGCUGCGGCUCGCCGGCCGCGCCAGGAGCUCCCCUCCGCCGUCCGCGCCCAGACGAGAAUGGAACUUGUGGUCCAGAAACAAAAGCAAACCAUCCUCCGACACAAAUACUUUUUAAAACUGCACACACACACACACACAUGCACACAUGCACACACGGAGACCUACAAGCACGCACACUCACGCGCACACACAUACAUAUCACUCGCACAAACUUCUCGAGCAAAGAGCAAUACACAGAAAGGCUCCCUCCUUCCCCACUGCCCACCUCCCUCCACUGCCCUUGUGUUUCCUUUUCUCAAAAAGCAAGCCACCACCCAGCACAGAACUGUCAGAACAUUUGAAAACAAAUGGGACCUAUAAAAUCACCCUUUGUGUGGAUUAUAUAUAAAAUGCUCCAAGUCCUGCUUGAUAUCUACUUACAGUGAGACUUUUUUCCUUAAAAAAAAAAAAGGAAGCAUCACAAGGCUUAAGGUGAGAAUUAAACUGGAAGUCUAGCGACAGUUUCUCUGUAUUUCAUAACAUCUGUAUAAAUAGGGUUCAAAAGAUUGUGUUCUCUUUUAUUUUCGUGUAAAUGUUCAUUCAAAUAGAGUUUUUUUGGUGAAUUCCUGAAAUUCAGGGAGUUUUUUUAAUUUUCUGAUGCACUUUGUGAAAGUCAGUAUAUAUGUAAAAGAUAUUUAAAAUGUUGAGUUAUCAUUUCACUCACAACCACGUAAGUUAAAGUCAUCUAAAGAAAUUAAAUGCGUUUAUCUGUAUGAAGAAAAUCUUGACAUCAUAUUUUCAUUUUGGUAUUAUUAAAGGACUCUGAACAAUA
Molecule: messenger RNA, 2559 nt
Organism: Lemur catta (Ring-tailed lemur)
Lineage: Eukaryota; Metazoa; Chordata; Mammalia; Primates; Lemuridae
Gene: SP9
Product: Sp9 transcription factor
Exons: 2
Coding region: 141-1604 (487 amino acids)
Biological process (GO): regulation of transcription by RNA polymerase II
Molecular function (GO): DNA-binding transcription factor activity, RNA polymerase II-specific; RNA polymerase II cis-regulatory region sequence-specific DNA binding
Source: RefSeq, a predicted model, not a curated record